Dendrobium catenatum is the source of this 2557-nucleotide messenger RNA. Its product is annotated as probable methyltransferase PMT17. Gene Ontology annotation, molecular function: methyltransferase activity. Lineage: Eukaryota; Viridiplantae; Streptophyta; Magnoliopsida; Asparagales; Orchidaceae. The record is from RefSeq and is a predicted model, not a curated record. The transcript has 6 exons. The coding region runs from base 473 to 2374 and encodes 633 amino acids. Gene Ontology annotation, cellular component: endosome; cytoplasm; trans-Golgi network.
CUAAAGCAGCGUACUUGAGAGAGAAAGCGCCGCAAAGCAUCCAGUCCUCUUAAUCCCGAAAGAUUGAAGCUUUGUAUUUUUCCUCUUAAUCCCGAAAAUUUUGCAGUGGCGGCGGCGGCGGCGGCGGCGGCAGCUUUAGCUGAGGAAGAAGAAGAAGGAAGAAGGCGACUUCCGGAGGGCUUUACCGUAUUUUGAAUAAGGAACAAAAGAAAAGAAAAGGAGGCAGCUUGUACAGAGUAAUAGCUAUCCCUCUUUCCUUCCGGAGGAUUGGUCGUCUUUUUCUCCUUGGCAGGAGACGAGUGAGGUGAAUUUCAGAAUCUUUGCCUUUCCGGGAGGAUAACUGGAACUUCACAGUUCAGGCUUAUAGAGAUUUCGGCCUUUUUCUUGUCUUGGUGUAUCUUCUUCCUGCUUAGUAUAUGUGAAAGGAACGUUUCAAGGGUUUCCCAAUGACUUCAUCCUGAAAAGAGGUGCAAUGGCUAAGGACUACCCUGGGCCUGCCAAUUUCUACCAGCUGGAAUCGAGGAGGCAGCGCCUCACAUGGAUCCUAGCAAUAAGCAGCCUCUGUGCCAUCUUCUACGUUAUAGGCGCUUGGCAGAACUCUUCCAUUCCCAAAUCCAACCAUUCAAAUAUCUCCAAAGUCAGGUGCGACGACAUCAGUGACAGUACCGCCUUGUCGAAGAACAGCCUCCAUGGUGCCACCUCCUUACAAUCAAAUGCCAACCUUGAUUUCAAUGCUCACCACCAGCUAGACCUAAAAAAUACUUCACCUUCCAUGGAGAACUUUCAACCUUGUGCCAUGAACUUCAGUGAAUACACUCCUUGCGAGGACCGAACCAGAGGGAGGAGGUUUGAAAGAGCAAUGCUGGUUUAUAGAGAACGCCAUUGUCCUACCAAGGAUGAGCUUAUCAGAUGCUUGAUCCCAGCUCCGCCAGGGUAUAAGAAACCUUUCAAGUGGCCUCAAAGCAGAGAUUAUGCUUGGUACCACAACAUCCCUCACAAGAAACUAAGUGUUGAGAAGGCUGUUCAGAACUGGAUCCAGGUUGAGGGUGAUCGUUUCCUAUUCCCAGGUGGCGGCACGAUGUUUCCUGAAGGCGCUGAUGCUUAUAUUGAUGAUAUCAAUGAACUCAUUCCGUUAACUGAUGGGAGUAUAAGGACUGCAAUUGAUACUGGUUGUGGAGUUGCAAGUUGGGGAGCUUAUCUACUGAAGAAGAGCGUACUGACAAUGUCUUUUGCUCCGAGAGAUACACACGAGGCACAGGUCCAGUUUGCGCUGGAACGAGGAGUUCCAGCCAUGAUAGGAGUAAUGGCAUCAAUGAGGAUUCCAUAUCCUGCAAGAUCUUUCGAUAUGGCUCACUGUUCUCGCUGCUUGAUCCCCUGGCAAGCUCAUGAGGGUCUGUAUCUAUUGGAGGUUGACAGGGUUCUACGACCUGGAGGAUUCUGGAUUCUUUCAGGUCCACCUAUCCAUUGGAAGAAGUAUUACAGAGGCUGGGAAAGAACUCAAGAAGAUCUGAAGCAAGAACAAGAUGCGAUAGAGGAGGUUGCCACACACAUAUGCUGGAAGAAAGUGAUCGAAAAGGAAGAUCUGUCUAUUUGGCAGAAGCCCAUCAACCAUAAUGAAUGCAUCAAUUCAAGAAAAGUUUAUCAAACACCCCACAUAUGCAAGAAUGGCAAUGCUGAUGCUGCUUGGUACAAGAAAAUGGAGACUUGCAUUACUCCAUUGCCAGAAACCAGCAAAGAUGUUGAUGUUGCCGGCGGAGAGCUGCGAAAAUGGCCAGAGAGGGCUUUUGCCGUGCCGCCUCGAAUAAGCAUGGGAACUAUUCCCGGCAUUACCGCUGAGAAGUUUGAGGAGGAUAACAAGAUGUGGAAGGAGAGGGUGGCAUACUACAAGAAGCUUGCACCAACACUAAGCCGAGGACGCUAUCGAAAUGUGAUGGACAUGAAUGCCAACAUUGGAGGAUUCGCCGCGGCGAUAGACAAGUACCAAGUUUGGGUGAUGAAUGUUGUUCCUGUGAAUUCUGAUCAGGAUACGCUUGGUGUUAUUUACGAAAGGGGAUUCAUCGGCACUUAUCAGGAUUGGUGCGAAGCAUUCUCAACAUAUCCUAGAACUUAUGACUUCAUCCAUGCUGAUGGUGUUUUCAGCACCUACCAAGAAAGAUGUGACAUAACAUAUAUUCUCCUAGAGAUGGAUAGAAUACUGAGGCCAGAGGGAACAGUAUUGUUCAGAGAUACUGUGGAGGUUUUGGUAAAGAUUCAAACACUCAUAAGGGGAAUGAGAUGGGAUAGUAAGAUGAUGGACCAUGAGAGUGGACCAUUCAAUCCUGAAAAGAUCUUGAUUGCUGUGAAGAGCUACUGGACUGGACAAGCAACCAAAUAGCAAUAAACUUCAAAUCUUUAUCUUUGUAUAAUUAAUCUCUUACUGCUAAUCUCUUUAAGAUGUAAUAUUUACAGAGUUAAUAGGCAAAUAGCAAUCUGCAUGUACAAGAUCUGUAUUUACAGGUUCUGUUUGGGAUAGAUAAUGUGUUUUAUAAAAUUUUUAGUGAAGUUACUGUUGGGAAAA